Messenger RNA from Magnolia sinica, 766 nucleotides. RefSeq names its product pentatricopeptide repeat-containing protein At5g46100-like. Gene Ontology annotation, molecular function: protein binding. The transcript has 2 exons. The record is from RefSeq and is a predicted model, not a curated record. The coding region runs from base 333 to 674 and encodes 113 amino acids. Lineage: Eukaryota; Viridiplantae; Streptophyta; Magnoliopsida; Magnoliales; Magnoliaceae.
GCUCGAAUCGCACCGUUGAUCGAGACCCAAUCCCAAACCCCUCAAACCCCACCUCAUCCAACCGUUGGAUCAACAAAGUCAUAUCAACCCUAUUCGUUCAUUCUCCGUCCCUCGAUGCCCUUUCAAGAUUCUUCAUUGGAGCAUUAACCCCUUCAGUGGCUCACGCUGUUAUCAGACGCUUGGGCAGCAGAAACUCCAAGCUAGCCCUUGACUUCUUUGAAUUUACAAAAUCGACCCUUGGGCUCAGGCACUCUGUCGGGACCUAUAGCUGUUUGAUAAGAGUCCUCUGCGAAACAGGCCUCCACAAAGUGGCAAAAUCAGUUCUUGAUUGCAUGAUGAUCAACGGGCAUUCAGCCGACAACUCACUUCUUGGGGACUUGGUAUCUGCCCACGCAUUAGCAGGCGACGUAGAUCGGGCAUUCAAGGUUUUUAGCGAAAUUGGCAGUUUUGAUUGUUGCGCAGACAUUGUUACGUAUAACACUCUUGUGAACGGAUUAUGCCAGUCCAGCCAUCAGGCAGACGCUGUCAAAUCUGGAACAUUGGUUGACUUCUUUGAUGAGCUGGCCAAUUGGUUGACCAGACUGGACUGGCCUAAUUUUGGGUUCAUGGCGUACACACUGGUCCCACCAGGUGAACAACCUGGAUCUCAUGCACUCAUAGGCACCAUGAUUUGAAAUAGCAAUUUUGCGAGGUGUCCGGACAUUUCUCUUGUUAUUUUUUAUGGUUUUCCUGACUGGCAUUAUUCUCUCCCUUGAUUGCAUUUCGC